Messenger RNA from Brassicogethes aeneus, 3023 nucleotides. Lineage: Eukaryota; Metazoa; Arthropoda; Insecta; Coleoptera; Nitidulidae. The record is from the annotation of a GenBank genome assembly.
UUCACCAGUGGAGUCGAUUGUGUUGGCUUGGGUUUGUUGAAAAUUUGUUUCAGAAUGAUUUGAUAGUUAUUGUGUUAUCAAUUUCCAUAAGAUGGAUAACGAACCAAGCAAUAUAAAUAUGGUUUGUCGAACUUGCAAAUCCGUUUCGGCGGACAUGAGAAAUGUGUUUGAAGCGAACGAAACUGAUGGUCCCCGUAUCGACGAGAUGCUAAUGGCCUGCACUUCUAUUCAGGCAGCCGCCGACGACGAUUUACCAAAGUUAAUUUGCCAAAUAUGUUUGGAACAAUUAAAAAUUGCUUUUGUUUUCAAAGAAAAAGCGCUCAAAACAGAGGCAAGUUUGCGGGAAACAGCAAAAAAUUCAAAAGAAAAUAUGAUAAAGCAAGAAUUGGCUGUAAAUACAGAUUUUAUUGAAACACUUAACACAUUAUUUGAAGAAACAACAGCCCAAAAUGCUGAAGAUAAUCCAGAGAAUAAUCAGUCACUAACAACUGACUUUAUACAAAUUCUGGAAAAUAAUCAAAUUUUAUUGACAUGCCGAGAAUGUAUGAAAAUGUUCACUACUUUAGAAGGUCUACGUUGCCACAAACGUAUUCAUCUUGGUGGAAUGUUUAAAUGCAAAACUUGUGAUAAAGAAUACACAAGGCUAAAUCAUUUACAAAGGCAUGAAAUGUCUCAUGGCAGAAGAAAAGUACAUGUUUGCAGAAUUUGCAACAAAACUUUGACAAGAAUGGAGCAUUUGAAAAGACAUUUAACCACACAUCUUAGAGAAAAGCCGUUCAGCUGUAAAACAUGCAAUCGCGGUUUUAACAGAAUUGAACAUUUACACAAUCACGUUCCUAGGUGCAAAGGGGAAAUAGUGCAUAUCUGCGAUAUAUGCAACAAAGCCUUCAAUAGAGAGGACAGUUUGGAGGUACAUAAAAGGAUGCACGAUGUCCAAGCCCCCGUUCUACCUACUAUUGAAAACUUGGACAACAUUGAGGAUCACUAUUAUGAAAUUGAUUUUGAUGGUGAUCCCAUGCAGUUUUCCGAUAACUCAGAUUUAGAAGACUGCUUUGAACCUCACGUUGAGGUUACUGAAAACUUGGAUGAAGAUAAAAUUAAAGAAGUUGCUGAAAUAGCAAAUCAUGAACAUGAUGAAGAGAAUUUGUCGAAUGAUGAAGAUAAUGAAGGCCUCAAUUGCAUGGAUAAUGAUGAUCAGUCAUCAGAAGAUGGAGAGAUUGAUGAAAAGUGUGAAGUUGACAAGGUGAUGAUGGAUAAGAUUGAGCCUAAAGUUGAGGAUGAAGACAUUGAAAACUUGUCUGAGCAGAGCCUUGUGAAAAUAGUUAAUGAACUGGAGGUUGAUACAAUGGAAGAUCAAUCCAUAGACAGCAGCGAUGAAGAAUACAAGCCGCAUAAAAAAAUUCAACCGACCGGCAAAAGAAGAGGAAGACCGCCGAAAGACCCGAACAGCCCGUCGAAGCAGAAGAGCCCGAGGGUGCCCGGCAGAGGUCGCGGCCGACCGCCGGGCUCGACGAACAUCGCCAAGGUCAAGAAAGAUCCGGAAGACCAGAUCAUCGGCGAGUUUUUGUGCCCGGUGUGCGAGGACGUGUUCAAAACCGCCCUGAAACUGGACAGGCACGGCAAGAAACACCAUCCGGGCUCGAAGAUACACAAGUGCCUGCAGUGCGAUAAAGACUUCGACAGGCUCAAUCACCUCAAGCGACACAUGGCCUCGCAUUCGAGCGAGAAACCGUAUCAGUGCGAGGUGUGCACCAAGAGUUUCAACCGGAAGGACCACCUUGUUCAACAUCAGAAGCUACACGAGCGACAACAGGAUUUCGAGUGCGAUAUUUGUCAAAAACCCUUCUUCAGAGUCGAUCUUCUAGCGAAGCACAAGGCUUUGAAACAUGGAAUCGGCGAAAAAGUAACAUCUGAAAAGAAAUUUGGGUGCCAUUUGUGCAAUAAGUUUUUUACUACCGAAAAGUACAGAGACGUCCACCUAAAAGGCCACAACGGCGAAAAAGAGUACACCUGUAAAACCUGCCAGAAAUCGUUCUUAUCCAAAUCGCAUCUCACGGAACACAUGAAAUUUCACAACGACCAUUCCAAGAAAUUUUUGUGUUCGGAGUGCGGACAGAGGUUUAUAAGGAACGAUUAUCUCGUCAUACACAUGCGCAGACAUCGGGGCGAGAAGCCUUUCAAGUGCAAAUAUUGCGGAAAAGGAUUCCCAAGGACCACCGAUCUAACUGUACAUGAAAGAUAUCACACAGGUGAAAAGACUCAUUUGUGCACGAUCUGCGGACGAGGUUUCGGUCGCGCGUACAAUCUGACGGUACAUAUGCGAACCCACACGGGCGAGAAACCGUAUCAGUGUACAUAUUGCGACGCGGCCUUUGCGCAGGGCAACGAUCUAAAGGCGCACAUCCGUCGCCACACUGGCGAACGGUUCCAGUGCGAGCUGUGCACCGAGAGCUUCCUUAUGGGCUACUUGUUGACGCAGCACAAGAGAGCUGUACACGGCUUAAACGUCGUGAGCAACAUCCGUCGCUUGCAACCCGUCCACAAGAUGGAGGAGAACUCGGACGAGCCGCCACCCAUAACCAUUCCGUUGCCGAAGCCGGUCGUGCCGGACAGCAUACUCAACUCUUUGCAGCAUCAGCUGGCGGUCGCGCAGCUGCACCACUUUUCCAGGCCGGAGCAGCAGCUUUCGCACCUGUCCCUCGGCCAGGCGCGCAACUCCGACCAGCAGCAGCAUCUGCCGAUGACGUUGCAUCACAUGUGAAUCCGCCCCGGCUCUUAAAAUUUCUUUUCCUCACUUGACCGAUAGACAUGUUCAUGGGUGAUCGUUAAGGUAAUCUCGCCCACAAUUAGUCGAACAAAAAGUUUUUCUAUUCGAUAAUUUGUUCCAACACUAAUUAACCCCAUCCUAUUAGGUAUUCUAAUUAUAUAAACUCACCGACAAAAAAAACCGACACCUAAAUUUUUUUGACAAUUUUGACAUGUCAUAACUUUUUUAUUUUUGAUUUUAUUGAAAUGAUUUUUUC